GUUCGGCGGUGUUGGAGAUGCUCUUACGGAUGCGCUUUAAAUCUUUCCACACUACCUGUCUCAUGCUGGAUAAGAUAGAGACACAGCAAUCACACGUGGUGAAUGCCCCUUCUAGUUUGUCACCCGAAUACAUCUCUCUCGAUCCCUCAAAGAAGAAAGAUAAGUAGAAGACAGGGACAAAUAAUCAUUAAUCAAUCUCCGCCGCGUAAGGAGCCAUGGAUCCACCACAGCUCUGCGUCCAGGAGAGCGCCGUCGUAGCGCCCCCGCCCGCGCCGGAGACCUCCCUCCCGCUCACCUUCUUUGACGUCUACUGGCUCAACUCCCCGCCUGUGGAGCGCGUCUUCUUCUACAGCAUCACCCCCAACACCGGUGGCAAAGACGGCGUCUCCUCCGCCAUCCUCUCAACCCUCAGGACCUCGCUCGCCCAAGCCCUUCGCGCCUACUUCCCGCUCGCCGGCCGCCUCCGCCUCACGCCCGGCACGGCCGAUCGCUACGAGCUCCACUACCAGCCCGGCGACGGCGUCGCCUUCACCGUCGCCGAGUACGCCGUCGACGUCGACGAGCUGGCCGCCGACGGGCCGAGGGAGGUCGCCAGGAUCUUGCCGCUCGUGCCGCCUCUCUCGACGGGGGUUGGCCCGGUGCUCGCCCUCCAGGCCACCGUGCUCCGCGGCGGCCUCGCCGUUGGCAUCUCCCUGCACCAUGCCGCCUGCGACGGUGCCUCCUGCACGCGCUUCCUACACGCCUGGGCCGCCGCAAGCAGCGGCGCCGCCGCGCCUCCUCCCCCGGUCAUCGACAGAAGUCUCGUUACCAAGGACCCGAGCUCCCGCCACAUCUACGACAUCUACGUCGGAGACCUCAUGAGCACCGAGGAGAUGGAGUACGUCAAGAUGUCCAGCGACAAGCUCCUCGCCACCUUCACGCUCUCGAGGAAAGACAUCCAGCGCGUCAAGGACGUCGUGGCCGCCGCCGCCGGCGAGGCGGGCGCACCGCUGCCGCGAUGCUCUUCCCUCGUCGCCACCUUCGGCCUCAUCUGGUCCUGCUGCCAGCGAGCCAAAGACGACGACGAAGCAAGCAGCGGCGACCCAACCUACAUCCUCUUCCCCAUCGACCACCGCCCGCGGAUGAAGCCCGACCCCAUCCCGGACGAGUACCUCGGCAACUGCAUCGGUGCCGCCCUGCACGCCGCGCCCAAGGACCAGCUCACGGCGGCCGGUGCCGGUGGCAUCCUCGUCGCGUGCACGGCUGUAGCCGCGGCCAUCGAGGAGGCGAUGGGCCACACCGCGUCGCCCGAGAAGAUGGAGUCGUGGCCGAAGAAGAUUCUAGAGGCCGUCGCGACCGGUGGCGGUGUGCUGAGCGUGGCGGGGUCGCCGAGGUUCAGGGUCUACGACGUCGAUUUCGGGUUUGGGCGGCCGGCCAAGGUGGAGAUCGUGUCCGUGGCGAGGACCGGCGCGAUGGCGCUGGCAGAGAGCCGCCGGAGCAGCGCCGGGGGCGUCAUGGAAGUGGGCAUCUCUCUACCGCCGGCUGGCAUGCAGAGGUUCCAAAAGUACUUCGACGAUGCCAUUUCGUGGCUUCAUCACCACUAAACAGGCUAUAAUAUACUCGCUCUGCUCCCAAUUACUACUUUGCCUUAUAGUUACCUAUACAAAUUUCAGUGUUAGAUUCGUAUCUGGACAAAUCUAGAACGGAGUUAAUACUGAGUCUUAUAUGUAUUGUAAAUUUGAAAUUUGUAUUUUUGAAAUCACUCAAUUAUUUGGAAUGGUAGAGAGGUUGAGACGGGGGCGAUGUGGCAGGUCCUUGUCGGAGAUGGGGAUGAUGACGCCGCUAUCGCAUGCGAGGACCAUGGUUCACAAGUUCGUGAGGAUUUUUUUUAGGCUGAUCGUAAUGACAGGCACCAAGCCCGAGCAUGGGACGAUGUAUCGGAGCUUAAGGAGAGGAAAAAGGUUGUCGGUUCAGGCCAGGGGAGCUUAUUGGUUAAUAUUUAUGGCUACAUGAGGAAUAUGAACAACAAUCGUUGGAUUUGAAUUCCAACAACUAGAAGUCGACCGAGCAUGUAUGAUCAUUGUAAAAUGGACGGAGUAAUAUAGUCAUAGAUGGCGGUAGCCCUUUUAGUA
Molecule: messenger RNA, 2111 nt
Organism: Triticum dicoccoides
Lineage: Eukaryota; Viridiplantae; Streptophyta; Magnoliopsida; Poales; Poaceae
Product: anthocyanidin 3-O-glucoside 6''-O-acyltransferase-like
Exons: 2
Coding region: 216-1583 (455 amino acids)
Source: RefSeq, a predicted model, not a curated record